AUGAGUGUCAGAAAGAGCAUGGAGAGUUCACAGGGCCCUGGCCAUUUUGAGAAUCAGUGGAAGAAGCUCAUCGAGCAGAGAGGAAUGAAUGGCCAUAAACCCAGGCUCUCUCAGAUGGAAAAAGAAAUAUGCUUCAGAAGGAAAAAUGAGUUGCAGCUGGCAACCGUGGUGAUGAUUAACCAAGCAGGGACUUCCUUCAGUUCACCUACGGAGGGAGACUCCCCGGCAGCCGUGGGGCAGCCAGGCCCCGGCCAGAACCAGUCUGUCAAGAAGCUGGGAGCACAAUCCAAAAGACAAGCAACCACAGCAACACUGCAGAUCGUCAGCAAACACUAUAAGCGAGAGUGGCCUGGAGCAGAUUCUUCCUCACAGUCCUCAGAAGGAACCAACCCCAACAUAACCUUGAUCUUCAACUUUGAGCCUCCAAAAUGGACUGGCAGUAAAUAUACAUUGUUUCAGCCAUCCAGUUUCUGGAGUCAAAGGAGGAAGAAAAAUUCCUUAGAUGGAGAAACUAAAUCCCCGAUUUCAUUUGCCAAUAAAUUUCUUGGGUGCUCAAAACUCAGCAGAAAAGAGAAUAGUGACUUUAAAACAACUGCUCCCUAGCCUGGCAACGGGUUCCAGAGGACGGCCACCUCAGACACUGGAAAAUUUCUCAGUUCAGAAAUGGAAUUGGGAUCCAGGAUGGAGAAAAAUGAUCAGUUCCUGCAGAUGCUGGGCAAAAAGACCGCCAACAAGCAUCUGGAUUUGAAUAGCUGUGGACUAACAACCGCAGAUGUGAGGAAAAUGGUUGCUUUGCUGCCUUUUUUCCCAGACUUGGAAGAACUGGAUAUUUCCUGGAAUGAUUUUGUAGGUGGGAACCUCCCCUCAAUCACUCAACAAAUGCAGGUCACCAACAAGUUAAAAGUCCUGAGGUUGGCUGGUUGCAGACUUACCACUGAGGACGUUCGAGCCCUGGGAGAAGCAUUUGAAAAGAUUCCUGAACUUGAAGAGCUAAAUUUGUCCUGGAAUAGUAAAGUGGGAGGAAACUUGCCUCUGAUUCUUCAGAAGUUCCAAAAGGGGAGUAAGAUACAAGUGCUUGAGUUAGUGGAUUGUGCCCUCACAUCAGAAGAUGGGGCAUUUCUAGGUCAGUUGCUACCCAAGCUGCAAAGUCUUGAAGUACUUGAUCUUUCCAUCAACAGAAACAUUGGUGGUGGUCUAAACAGUAUUGCUCAGGGAUUACAAAGUAUCUCAACUCUGAAAGUAUUGAAGUUACAUUCAUGUGGAUUAUCACAAAAGAGUGUCAAAAUAUUGGAUGCUGCUUUUAGAUAUUUGGGUGAGCUGAGGAAAUUAGAUCUUUCCUGCAAUAAGGAACUGGGUGGAGGUUUUGAAGAUACAUCAGCCCUGUUGGUCAUGCUAAAGCACCUGGAAGUCCUAGAUCUUCACCAGUGCUCACUAACAGUGGAUGACAUAGCAUCACUGACCCAGGUUAUCCCUUUGCUCUCAAAUCUUCAAGAACUGGACUUAUCGGUUAACAAAAAGAUGGGCAGCUCUUCUGAGAACCUACUCAGCAGGCUCCGAUUUUUACCCACAUUGAAGUCGUUGCUCAUAAACAACUGUGCUUUGGAAAGUGAGACUUUCACAGCUCUUGUUGAAGCCUCUAUUCACCUCCCCGCUCUGGAAAUAUUCAGCCUUUCUUGGAAUAAGUGUAUUGGUGGCAACCUGAAGCUGCUUCUGGAAACGCUAAAGCUUUCAACAUCUCUUCACGUGCUGAGGCUGAGCAGCUGUUCCCUGGUGACAGAGGAUGUGGAAUUCCUGGAAUCUCUUGCUGGUCUUCAGGAGCAUUAUCAAAAUCUGUGUUUGGAAAAAUCCCAGAAAACAAAUCCUUAUAUAUUACAUGUACUCGGAGAAGUGGAUGAAGAGAUUAAAAGGGGCAGAUCAGAAAAAGGAAUCACCUUAAACAUUGCUGGUAACAAUCGAUUAAUCCCAGUAGAAAGAGUAACUGGUGAAGAUUUUUGGAUUCUUUCUGAAAUUUUACAGAAUCAUCCAUUUAUUAGUGGUUUGGAUGUGAGAUAUAACGUCCUAAGUGAUGUUGGUGCAUACUAUGCUGCAAAACUGCUUCAGACACAGAGGUAUCUCAUUUACUUAAAUCUUAUGUUUAAUGAUAUUGGACCUGAAGGUGGAGAAUUGAUUGCUAAAGCACUUCAUAAGAAUACAACUUUGAAAUACCUACGAAUGACUGGAAAUAAGAUUGAAAAUAAAGGUGGAAUGUUUUUUGCUUCAAUGCUGCAAAUUAAUUCAUCCUUAGAGAAAUUAGAUCUGGGUGACUGUGAUCUGGGAAUGCAAACUGUAAUAGCAUUUGCUACAGUACUAACUCAAAACCAAGCAGUUAAAGGAAUAAAUCUAAACCGACCUCUACUGUAUGGUGAACAGGAAGAGUCCACUGUUCACCUAGGCCACAUGUUAAAAGAAAAUCACUGGCUUGUUGAACUACACAUAUGUAAGCAUGGUAUAAAAAAUUGUGGUAUGCAAAAGUUAUGCGAUGCACUGUAUCUGAACCAAAGCCUGCGUUACCUUGAUAUCAGCUGCAAUAAAAUAACUCGUGAUGGAAUGGAGUAUUUGGCUGAUGUACUGAAAAGCAAUACCACCCUGGAAGUUUUAGAUCUUUCUUUUAACAGAAUAGAAAAUGCAGGAGUAAACUGUCUCAGUGAAACUCUUACUUCACACAACAGAAGUCUUAAAAUAUUGUCAGUAGUCAGCAACAGUAUAGAGGGAGAAGGACUUGUGGCACUUUCUCAGUCAAUGAAAACAAAUCCCACAUUAUCUAAUAUCUACAUUUGGGGAAACAAAUUUGAUGAGGCCACAUGUGUGGCAUAUUCAGAUUUAAUUCAAAUGGGCCGUCUAAAACCAGACAAUACAGAUGUGGAGCCAUAUGUAGUGGAUGGACAUGUGUAUCUUGCGGAAGUCUCCAAUGGCCUUAAAAAGCAUUAUUACUGGACACCAACUCAUAGAGAUGCUAAUAGUCCUUCAUCUAGUGCAGGUUUUGCUCUUGUUUCAGUAGGUCAAUAUUUCUGAAAAAAAGCUCUAAAAUAGUUUCAUGUAAUUACUUUUAUUGGAUAUAUAGCCUAUUUUCUUUCAUAAAUUAGAAUGUUACUUUUAUAAAAUGUGUAAAACUUUGUAUAGCUGUCAUUGUGAACAACUAUGUAGUGUAAUUUUAAAAAUUUACAAUAUAAAGACUAAAAUUUUUAAUCCUGAAUAAAUUGGAACUAUACUAAUUCUUUUUAUAAUGAAAAUGUAACCAUGUAGUGAAACAGGAUACAGAUAAAGGUCACACUGAUACCUUAAAUGAAAGUUGUUUACAAAGCGACAGAAAGAUUUCAGGUGACAAAUUCCCAGUGAAUUUCAAGGGGUUUCAAAGUUUGGAAGUUGAAAGAAUAUCCUACUUAGGUGGUACAGAUAGAUGUUACUAAGAAUUUCAUAAAUAGAAGCAAAUAAAUGUAAAUAUAUACCCUUUCCAGAUGAGUCAGUGCUGCUAGUUCGUCCAGUGCUCCCCUCAUAGACAACUGCUCUACUGAUUUUUAAUACUAGACUUUCUGCCUAUUUUUUACCUUUAUGUAAAUGGAAUCAUAUAGUAUAUAAUCUUUUUG
Sciurus carolinensis (gray squirrel) is the source of this 3623-nucleotide messenger RNA. RefSeq names its product protein NLRC5-like. The record is from RefSeq and is a predicted model, not a curated record. The transcript has 21 exons. NCBI's taxonomy places the organism in Eukaryota, Metazoa, Chordata, Mammalia, Rodentia, Sciuridae. Gene Ontology annotation, molecular function: protein binding.